AUGGUUGCUAAACAAUUCUAUUUGCUGGGUGAAGCUAUCACCUCAGCUCGAACCAUUGAUAUCGAGUCCACAGUCGACUAUUCAGGACUUCAGCUUUUACUUGCUGGUCAAUUUGCCAUUGUUGAGCCGAAUGGAAUUGGCUUCCAGUCAGAGAAUGCAACAUUUUCCACUACCUCGGAGGUUCUCGCCAAUGAAGACCCCAUCGCUAUCUCGAUAGACGGAAAGGCAGUACGGGAAAUCCCCGGUCCCAAGGGAUUGCCAUUUGUGGGAAACUUCUUCGAGGUCUACCCUGAUCACCUUGGAAACCACCAGCGUCUGUUUGAUCAAUAUGGUCCUAUCAUUCAAACCACCAAUAUGGGUCGGACAGUGUAUCAAACGAAUGACCCCGAGCUAUCGGCCAUUGUCUUCGCCGAGUCUGACUUUUUUACCAAGCGCAUCAGCGAGGGCCAUCCCCUGCACCCAAUUAAGAACCAAGAGGCCGGUGUGUUCUUGGGUGACACCGACACCCCCGAAUGGCGCGCAGCACAUAAGUUCCUGCCUCCUGCGUUUGGACCCAAAGCCGUACGCCACUAUGCAUCCACAAUGCAAGAGACCGUCGAGGAUUCAUUCAGUGUCUUCGAUGAGCUAGACGAGCGUGGUGAGGCUUGGAAUGUGUACCAGUACAUGCUCAAGCUUGGUGCACAGGCCGUAGGUAAACUGGUUCUUGGUAUGGAUUUCAAGCACUUCUCUGCCAUUGAUGCGCCGCCUCAUGAACUUGUUUACCGGAUCGCCGAGUCAUUGGAGUUGAACAAGAAGGUGACUGCUCGCGGUGAUUGGUAUGCCAAAUUGCCCUUUGGUGACCCAAAGCGUUUGCGGGAUGCUCGCUACCGUAUUAUCGAGAUGGUUAAUGAAUCCAUUGAGAAUGCUUCUCGUGGUGGUGUUGAAGACCUUCCCCUGCAGGAUGCCGCCUUGCAGGCCUCUAAUAUGAUUGACUAUAUCAUUCGUGCCACCGAUAACAAAGGCGAGAAGCUACCCAAGACAAGUUUGAUGCAGGCAUUAGUAGUAGCCACCGGAGCCGGAUUCACCACCACUAGCUCAUUGCUAUCAUGGCUUCUAUACUCGAUGGUCAACUAUCCCGGUAUGCAGGAGAGACUCCUUCAAGAGCUCAUUGACAACGACAUCACUGCCGACACCCCUCUAACCGCCGACCUUACCGACCGCCUCACCUUCCUCGAUAAAUUUAUCAAAGAGACCCAACGUCGACACAACCCCUCCUACCAGCCCGCCCGCACAGCCAAGGUUGACAUGAUCCUACCAGGUGGAUACAAGCUCCCGGAAGACUCAAUCGUCAUUCCAGCCCUUCAUCAUGUCCACAACAACCCGGCAGUAUGGAGUAACCCAGCACGAUUUGACCCGGAUCGUUGGGACACGGCAGAAGUCAAGAAUCGACACAAGAACGCGUAUAUGCCUUUCGCUGCUGGUCCGCGUAUGUGCAUUGGGUUCAACUUCGCAUUACAAGAGGUCAAGGUUUUCUUGCCCAAAUUGUUGUUCCGGUAUAAAUUCACCAAGGAGAAUGAUGGACCUGUCGAUUAUGAUCCUAUGUUUCAAUUGAUCCGUCCGACUAAUUUCUAUGUGCGGGCGGAGAGACGCGUGAAGUGGCCUCCUAAAACUGAAUUUGUUGAAGAGAGAGCACAAUUGUGA
Penicillium soppii is the source of this 1680-nucleotide messenger RNA. RefSeq names its product cytochrome P450. The record is from RefSeq and is a predicted model, not a curated record. The transcript is spliced from 3 exons. Lineage: Eukaryota; Fungi; Ascomycota; Eurotiomycetes; Eurotiales; Aspergillaceae. Bases 1 to 1680 code for a protein of 559 amino acids. Gene Ontology annotation, molecular function: oxidoreductase activity, acting on paired donors, with incorporation or reduction of molecular oxygen; monooxygenase activity; heme binding.